UCUGAAAUAUAUCAAAACAGCGCAUCUGGCACCAACAACCAUGCCACAUUUAAAGUUACUUGAAAGACCCUUUUUCCUCAUUCUGAUGCUUACUUUGAACUUCAGCAGAUUGACUGGACCAUUAAAUUGCCGAGAUGUCACUGGCUGCGUUAAGAACCAGAAUUAGCUAUCUAGUGAGUAUAUACAUCAGGUCAGAAAAUAUUUAACAUGUAAACAUGAACUAUGUCAAGCCACAACUGUUUAGUUUUGUAAGUACUUACUAAGAGGCGUACAUGGGACAAAAAGUGCCUGGUUUUAUUCAAAUCCAUAUCACGGAAAACUGCGUAACAGACACACACCCGUCUGCCUUGUCCAUUUCACGGUUUGCCUCUCGAAAGCGUGAAAUCGAAACACAUGCAGAAGUUACAGUACAUGCAGAACCUGCAGUACCAGCAUGAGGAGAUAACAUAUUUAAAGCCUUUUGCGCCCUUUUUGUUUGUCCCCUGCAGCCACUUUUUUCUCUCUUUCUUUCAGUCCCUUUUCUUUUUCUGUUUCUCCACCACCUUCUCCUGUUUUUUCACCAAAAACAGGCCUUCAACCCUGUGUCUGCUCUGGUAUAAUAUCCACUCUGACAAUAAUGUGAAUAAUGUAAUAAACAAAAGAAACAUGAUUAACAAGAUGAGCCUAGAGUCUACAGUAUACUUUGGAUAUUAGUAUGGCUUGUUGGCUGUUACUAGUGCAUCUUUGAAUAAGGUGCAAACCAGACCGACAGACAGGGAGCAUUCAGACUGAAUGUGAAAUGAGAGAAGUGAGGUUUUUUGCCAUGCCUUCUUUUUUUUUGGUGACAUCACUUUAAUUACAGUUUCCUUUAGGAGCGUGAGGCAGAGACAGGCAGACUAGAGUGGGGGAGUUAACUGUUAACAGUGCAGCAGGACAUCUGAACAUAGGAAAAUGACUCUUAGACCUACAAGCAUCCCAGACUACAGCACCACUAUAUCAUAUGGAAACAAUAACAACACCAAUGAGACUCAUUGUCCAGAUCACGAACUAUGGGAGUGGCUCACUGCACACCAACCAGUGUAUAUUCUGCUCAUCACCGUGCUGGGGAUUAUGCUUAACAUGUUCGUUCUGACUGUCUUCUGCUUCCACAAGAAGGCGUGCACCAUAGCUGAAAUCUAUUUGAGCAACCUGGCUGCUGCUGACCUAGUCCUGGUGUCCUGUUUGCCCUUCUGGGCCGUUAACAUGCUCAAUGAUUUUAAAUGGCCUUUUGGUCAUUUCAUGUGCAAAGUUAUCAAUGUGGGAAUUAAGAUGAAUGCCUACUGCAGCAUAUACUUUCUUGUUCUGGUUAGCAUCGAUCGCUAUGUGGCACUGGUACAUGCGAUGUCACAUGGCAGAAUGCGUAGUCCAAAAUAUGCUAAACUAGGGUGUCUGCUGACAUGGGGUUUUGGCUUGCUUCUGAGUAUACCCGUGUUCAUCUUCAGGGAAGUGAGAUAUUUCCCUGAAUAUGGUACUGUGUGCUAUCUAAACUAUCCAAACCACAACGUACAAGUUAUCUGUGAUGGGAUAUUGAUCAUUUUUAGCUUUGUUAUUCCCAUUUCAAUUAUCUCCUUUUGCACUUUUAAUAUUAUUCACGCUUUGAAAUUGCAAGCAAUUGAGAGGUUCAAUGCUGAAAACACAGAACGAAAGGCCACCAUUUUGGUCCUGGCAGUCCUUGUAGCCUUCCUAAUUUGCUGGGUGCCAUUCCAUGUAAUCACCAUAGUAGAUGUGCUUUUACGAGGUGGGAUACUGGAAGGCUGUCACUUUGAAAAUGCUGUGGACAUCAGCAUCCAGAUCUUCACCUACUUAGCCUUCUUGAACAGCAUUCUUAACCCGAUCCUAUACGUUAUUGUAGGAAAGAACUUCCGGAAAAAAGUCAGAGAACUCUUCCAGCAGUGGGGCCACCAGAGGAAAACCUUAUCUGACUCCACACGUUCAAACCUGUCCUCCACAUUGAAAACUUCUGUAUAAAAUGCUGUAUGCAAAUUGCUUUUUGCAAACAAAAGCACAGAAGGAUAGUGGGCAGUCAUUUAAUGAUAUUGUCUUAAACUAAAUGGUUCAAAUGAAAUCUAAAAUCAAAUGAAGUUCGUGAAAUCGCAGUGGAUGUAGCUUUGUAAUAAUCAGACUUAAUCAUACAUUGUUAAGAAACCUUUUAACGAACUCUUUCUUUAGUAUGUUAGCUGAUGCACAACGUCUCACUGUUACGUUUAGAAAAGGUGGUUGUAUUACAGAUUACUACCAAAUGCAAAACACUGUUGUUUAGCUUGAACUGGAAAAAAAUGAAGACAUAUUUUAUAUAUUGCAACAACUCACCAGUGUGUGAUAUUGUUGGAUUCAUAUAUUACAAACUGUAGUAGUCAUCAGUAUCUUGGCUGUCCUGGUUCUGUGAUGUAAAUAUGUGUACUGUAAAAUAAUUUAUGUAAAUACAACUUUUUUGUUAUAUAGUUUAUUGCUGAAGAUGCAAAUGAUGCUACUAUUUGUUUCACUCAGAGCAUAACGAUGAAUAAAAUCAACAUGUGGUCUUUCGCUUUAUGAAUCUUUAUGAUGCAUUUGAAUGUUAAGUUGAACAUCCAAAGGUUCAUGUUGAAACAGCGUCUUGCUAAGUGUUUCUGGUGUUUCUGACUCAGAGUUUCCAGACUUAAACAUGUGACUCUUUCAACAAGUUUCCAGUUGUGACGCACAAACAUGCUUCUUUUUGUUGGCUGUAUAGACAUAACUUUUUCUUUUUUUUAUUGUAUAUCUGUCCCCCAAACCACCUUUUAAUUGCCAAGUGUUUACUCAAAAUGGGUUGUGGGCAAGGGUACACCCAUAGGUGUCCUCAAAAUGAAGGCAAAUCUUGCCAAGCAGGAUAUCAGGCUUCACCACAAUUGCUAGUGCUGAAAAUUGUUGUGGAACAAAAGGCAUGCAGAAAAAGUUACCGCAAAUUGUAGAAUGUCUGCCAGAAAACACACAGUUCAACCUCGUUUUAUGUGUUUUUGUCUGCUUUUUAAAAUGGUUUUAAUUUUGUGAUUUUUAGUCUUGUCCUUCAAAUCUGAAAUGUAUGUCACUCCCACAUUCAUGUUCAAAGUUCAUGUUAUUCUGGUUUAUGUUGUGCUACUAAAUGGGAAUAUUAAUUAAAUUUUUGACUAUUCUGUAAACACCACAGUGGGGGGUGACAGUCACUGAAGAGGUUUUAGUGCAGAUGCCUCAUUCAUGUUUCCAUAAGAGUUCACAGACUGUUUAAUAAACAUGGACACAGUCAGUAUGACUUCACCCUGUUAGUGAAGUUCUGUUAUGACACCUGAAAGUGAACACUUUCAACACCGUUUUCUUGGUGAUUUGAAACCAUGCAUCAUAAACACUGGUUAAAGACUUGUGUCUGUCAUGGUGCUAGGUCGUUGACCCAGCAUUUUGUAUUUUAUGAUUAUUUUUCUAUGUUCUAGUUAUUCUGAUUUUGGUAUUCUGUGUCCUCCCCUUGUGCCCUGUUCUUGUUCUGGAUUUCCUGUUUUAUUUUGAAGGUCUGUGUGUGUUGUCAUUGUGUUCAGCUUUUAUCCUCCAGUCGUCUUCGUGUAUUAGGAUCAGCUGUUCUUCCCUCCUGUGUGUGAUUACCUGAUUACCUUGUGUGUGUAUAUAUAGUGGGUGUCGGUCUGUGCUCGUUGUUGGUUUGUCUGCGGUCCAUGGUGUUCUGUUCCUUAGUCUGCGGCUCGCUGCCCCGCACCCGUUUUCGUAUGAUCUCAGGUUUGCUAUUUAGUUUUGCCAGUUUAGGUGUCUUCAGUUAUUUGUCAUCCCUCAUUACCUGUUUUGCCACUCUGCCACUUGUAAAUAAACGUCACUCGUAUCAUCAGUCACUGCCUGCAUUUUGGGUCCUUUUUCCUUCAACGCCACACGGCUCGCCUCGGCAGCCGUGACAGUAUCAGUGAGCAACUCUACUGACUCUACUAAGGACUCCCUUUUUUUUAAUUCACUUUGACAGAAAACUGAGGGGAAAACAUUUAUUGAGGUCACACAGCAAUGAUGCUAACUGGAAUUACAAUGCAGCUAAGGGUGUUGCCCCCUGCUUUCCGAUAAAAAGAAUGCAAUCAUAUUUGGCUCAACUUUCAAAUCACAAAGCUCAUUUUGGCUUUUAAGUGACAGUGUGUAAAAUCUCAUCAGUAGAUGCCAGUAGAUUGCAGAUUGUAGUCAAAUGAAUUCAAUUUCCUUAACCCUUCCAAGUAACAUACAUAAUCCUAGAAGUGGUGGUCAUUGUAGGACAAACAUGUUUUAGUCAGGCAAGAGAAACAUUAAAUUUAGACUGUGCACCUGAGCAACCAUGGCUGCUUGAAGUGUUUCUAACACUGUUUAUGUAAAAAGCAUUGUUGUACCCACUAUAUUUUACCAUAUUUGAAUAAUAUCAGCACGUAGCAAUGAAUCAGGAAUAAUACUGCAUGACUCAAUUAAAUAUUUUGUGGUAUUUUGCAUUUUUACCACAGAGUGAUCACAGAGACUAGCUGCUGUUCAUUUGUGGUAAGUGUAGUAAGAUAGCAACAUGACUCCUGCUUCUGCCCCAGUCUUUCGCUGUUUUGUUAGGCUGUCAGUCUACUCUUAACUUAGCUAUCAAUAUGUAGCUUUAAGAAAUGUAAAACUUUGAGACUGAUAUGAGUCACUGACUCAGAGAAAUUAACCUCUCUCUCUGAUGAGCGAAUAUUGAGGUGGGUUGUUUAGGACAUUACUGUUGGCUGCUGUUAGCCUCUGUUAGCCAUGGCUAACUGCUUUUAGAUGACAUAAGUGAAACUUUCAUUAAACUGGAUAUAACAUUGUU
This is a messenger RNA of Haplochromis burtoni (Burton's mouthbrooder), 4792 nucleotides long. Its product is annotated as B2 bradykinin receptor. Gene Ontology annotation, cellular component: membrane. The transcript is spliced from 2 exons. The record is from RefSeq and is a predicted model, not a curated record. Gene Ontology annotation, molecular function: bradykinin receptor activity. The coding region runs from base 931 to 1986 and encodes 351 amino acids. Gene Ontology annotation, biological process: neutrophil chemotaxis; smooth muscle contraction; G protein-coupled receptor signaling pathway. NCBI's taxonomy places the organism in Eukaryota, Metazoa, Chordata, Actinopteri, Cichliformes, Cichlidae.